CGGUUACUACGCCAAAAAAUGCUACUCAAAGCCGUGCUAAUAAUUUCCGUAACAACCACCUUCGCGUUCGAAUCCCAGAAAUCGACCGCCGAGAUUUUCGACGCGUGGAAGAUCCGCAUCGAGCAAGAGCACCCCGAGUGCGCGAAAACGUCGGGCGUGUCGGACGAAGAGCUCGACGGACUGUUUCGGCAGCACCGACUGUCGUCCAGCAGAAACUUCAAGUGUUACCUGCACUGCAUUGAGAAGGUUUUCAAUUUCGUAAACGACGACGGUAGCCUCAAGAAACAGGAAAUUAGCGACGGCGUCGAGAAGGCCACCGUUGAUGUGGUAGACCUGUGCGGGGCGGGAGUGGGCGAUGCGACGGAUAUGUGCGAAAAGGCCUAUACAUUUCUCACCUGUCUGUUGAAUUUGUACGUAUAAUUUAUUGGAGCUGAUAGUUAAUACAAUAGUCGGCCUCGGCCGUUAGCAUGUUUUAUAAAUAAAAUCU
Messenger RNA from Photinus pyralis (common eastern firefly), 487 nucleotides. RefSeq lists its product as uncharacterized. The transcript has 2 exons. Bases 19 to 420 code for a protein of 133 amino acids. Gene Ontology annotation, molecular function: odorant binding. Gene Ontology annotation, biological process: sensory perception of smell. NCBI's taxonomy places the organism in Eukaryota, Metazoa, Arthropoda, Insecta, Coleoptera, Lampyridae. The record is from RefSeq and is a predicted model, not a curated record.